AUGACAAAGCCCAGCCUCUUGGAACUCCCACCCGGGGUUCAACUACUUUACUUGGCAGAAGGUGGAGCAAAUGUGAUCUACCGCUUUGUCGCAACGCCGGUGAAGUCUGCAUUGGCCGUCAAGAAGGACCCCAGAUGGUCACUGGGGCCAGUUACCAUCGAUAGCAUCGAUCACGCUACAGUGCCGAGUUUGUUCAAAGGAAAAUUGCUCCGUCUCAGAAAAGAAACCGCGGCAGAUAUCUCCUAUAAAGAAAUUGUCAACAACUUCGAUACCACCGUCCGACCGCUAUUUAAGCCCGAGGAGUUGGUCGACCAAAACCUCAUUAGACUUCCCGAGGGUCUCAUUCAACGCUGUAAUGAACAACUUCACAUUUCUGAGCUGAAUGGCCAGCGGCCAAAAAAGCGUCAUGGCGGAUAUCUCUGCCUUCAUGAGCCAUUUGGCCUGCUUAUAACCGAUAUGACGACAUUUGACGAUCCGGGAGCAAUAUUAGCAGAAUUCAAGCCAAAAUGGCUGACUCAGUCACCCACGGCACCGACAUCGGCACAUCGAUGUCGAACAUGUGCUUUGCGCGAAAUGAAAAACCACGACGCACGGAGAGUGGGAUUAAAAGAGCAGUGCUCUUUCUGUCCGCUAGAUCUUGUAUCCGAGCGAUUUGAAAACGUCUUACGCGCGACUGCUUUGAUCAAAGGGUCUCAUGAUCGAGCCCGGCUAGCUCGUAUCCUAUAUCGAAAUCCCACUCUUCAGAAGCUCCAAUCGCAACAAAAAUCCUGGGCGAGAGUUGGGAUGCUUGGACCUUCGCCCUUAUCUCGAGCGACGUGCCUUGAUAUGACCCUCCGCGACUGCACCAUGUAUAUCAAAAUUCCUCGCGAUGAGAGUUCCUCCAUCGAAAUCCGUCUUGGCGACCUUGACCUUAAAACUGGCGCGGGUGGUAAGGCGAAGUAUUGGCGAGAUAUUGAAUUUCAAUUAAUCGACGGUGCCUGGUACUCUGGUUCUAACAUCAGUCAAACCCAGAGCGUAUGUACACUCCAGAACUAA
Molecule: messenger RNA, 1035 nt
Organism: Penicillium taxi
Lineage: Eukaryota; Fungi; Ascomycota; Eurotiomycetes; Eurotiales; Aspergillaceae
Product: inositol-pentakisphosphate 2-kinase
Exons: 2
Coding region: 1-1035 (344 amino acids)
Biological process (GO): inositol phosphate biosynthetic process
Cellular component (GO): nucleus
Molecular function (GO): ATP binding; inositol-1,3,4,5,6-pentakisphosphate 2-kinase activity
Source: RefSeq, a predicted model, not a curated record